UUGACGUAAUAGCCGGAAGUAAAACGAAAGCCAUUGAUUAGAACACUAUUGUCAAACAAAACCCAGAGAAGAUUGUGUUGGCCCAACCUAAAUUUUUAUUUGUUCAUUAACUUCAUCUACUUGAAGAUGAAACAGAGUGGUCAGUUGCCUGCUGGGGUAGACCCUCGUUCAUUUAGAUGCUGCUUUUGCUGCCAUGUUAAAACAGGAACGUUGUUUUAUGGAAUAGUUAUUGCGCUGAUUCAUGUUGUUUUUCUGGGAUUCCUGGUACUUGCUGCAAUCCACCCAGACAUUUUAGUGCCUGAUAACCAGCAGCCCUAUGAUGGAAUCAUUGUUGUGCAAACAGAAAAUGGAAACUUCAUCCAAAAUUUCGGUAAUCAAGCUGGAAAACAGCAGAUCAGCAAAGACAAUCUUUGUGUUAUGUUUGGAAUAACACUUGUGUGUCUGGUGUCAACCAUAGCACUUGUCUAUGGAGUUGCUAGGAAUUUGGCAAGUUAUUUGAUGCCCUUCUUCUGCCUGCAAGUUUUCGAUUUCUGUCUGAGCUGUCUGACUGUUGUAGGAUGCUUCACAUAUGCCCCUAACAUUAAGCAAUGGAUUCAUGAUCAAGGACUGGAAAACUUGCCAUUCAUGAACCGCCUGAUGUGCUUGGACUCAGACUAUCUCAUGCUUUUGUUUGUCACCUGCCUCAUUCUGGUCCUCUCUGUUAAGGCUUACCUUAUUGGCAUGGUAUGGUCCUGCUACAAGUACAUCCAGUAUCAUGUGGCUUCUCGCAGUGUGGUCAGGGAAUACUCUGUUGAUCCUGACACUGAGAUGCUUCUCCCUCCAUGCUAUGAGGAAGCCAUCAAGGUCCCCAGCACCUAUCCUCAGCCCCCUGCAUACAACAGUCAGUAAAGCUGAGCAUCUACUAUUUAUGCAGAUUUUUUCUAACUAGCCCUGCAUAUUUAAAGAACUAAUCAUGCCUUUUGUUCUGUUUUAGAGGUUUAAAAAGAAAUAUUUGGUGUGAUUCAGAUUAAAUUAACAACCUUUGUGAAGAAACUGUUGACUAAAUUUAUUCUGGAAUAGAAUACAUUUGUGUAUCUAGCCUACUGUUCCAUACAUUUUGGCUUUGAUUAUAAGAACCUUUAAAUUGCUUGUAGGAUGAUUUGAUUCUAUCAGGGUUGCUUUAACUUUCAAACUUUGGGAACAUUUCAUCAUUUUCUUACUGGUUGUAAAGUUCACAUCCAAUGUAUUUGUAUAUAAUGGUAACCUAAGGAGUUUUCAAUAUUUUCUAUCUAGCUUAGUUUAGCACUUGUACAUGUUUACCAACACUGGUUGCUUCGUCAUGGCUAUAAUCCUGCUGUACAUCCCAUGCAAGAAUACCUAGUUUGGAUUGGUUUGUUUCCUGUGUUUGGUACACAUUUGUGGGACGUGUUUAUUUAGCCCCCAUCUUUUAACACAGACCCUCAAUCUUCACUUGUUAAAUUGUGCCCUAAACUAAGUUAAGUCUUUUAAUUUAAAAAAAAACCUAUUAAAAUUUUAAAUACUUUAUAACAACUGGGUUUUUUCUUUCUAUUUUUCUUCUUCAAAGUUGCCCAUCUCUAUUUGAACAGUGACAAAAUUCUGGAAUAAUAUUGUUAGUCCCAUUUCUUCUGUAACGGUGAAUUGUUUUUUUUACAAUCCUUUUAUUAUUCAAUGUGUCUCAUGUAGUCUUAUCAGGUGACAUUUUUACACUCCGCUUUCAAUGUGUGACGCAAAAUUAAAAAAAAAUAUUUGACAACUCGUUAUAUUUAAUUAAAACUUAUUGUUUAGUUGUAAUACAUUUUGUGCAUCGUUUUGUUUUAUUUUUAUUUGGUUGUUUUUUUUGUGUUGAAAUGUAAUCCAAUAUUUCUGUGAUGUCCAGACCGCUAAACUCAUGCCAAUACAUUUCUCUUCGUUUUGAAAAUACCUUGCAAUCUAUUUUUUCUUAAACACUUGUGCUAUCUUACACUAGCCCAGAAUUGUCUUAUCAGUAUUUAUUU
Messenger RNA from Physella acuta, 1994 nucleotides. RefSeq names its product lysosomal-associated transmembrane protein 4A. Lineage: Eukaryota; Metazoa; Mollusca; Gastropoda; Physidae. Gene Ontology annotation, cellular component: lysosomal membrane. The record is from RefSeq and is a predicted model, not a curated record.